AUGGGUGCGUUUGGCGCGGCUCAGGCGCCCGGCCCUUUUAAUCCCACGGAGCGUCCGCUGGCAACCCCCAGCAAUAUCACAGCCGCCGUCGCUGAGCUGACACAGCUCGGCAUUGCUGAUCCCUUCUCGAAUCUUCUCAUAAACGGCCAGUCUGACAUUUUCGACUUCUACGUUCGCAAUCCUCUGUCGUUCCAGGCUGACGUUGAAAGCCUUGCCAGCAGCAUUUGGGCUCAAACCAUCAACGCCUUCUCGAGAAAAGGUACAUCGCUACCAAUGCGGGGAACUAUCGAAAUAGCAGAGCCCCGGCUCUUCCUCCGUAGAGAAUCGUUGCGGGUUAUGCAAGCCUUAUUAGGCUGCAUUGGGCUGAUCAGCGUUUUCGGUCUCACCUUCCUGAGACCCAAAACAUUGCUGCGAACGGACCCCGGCCCUUUGGCGACAGCGGCCCUUAUGCUCUCUGCAUCGGAUCCCUGGAUUGAAGAGCGACUGGGCUCGCAUGCACAAAGUCCUGCCAAAACCCUUGAGCAAGCUUUCCUAACUUCCAAGUGGAGUCUACAGUCGACUCUCAUCCGGGGCCAGAUGGAAGUCAAGCUGGAGGAUUUGGGAGGUCCAGAGGCAGACAAAGGGCGGAGGUCGACCGGAGCAGAGGCCUGGCGACCGCUUACACUGCGCCUGUCGGCCAAGAUCGCCCUCAUCAUCGCGAUGCUCGUGUUCAUGAUGACUCUUGGUAUUCUUCAAUGGGUGUCCAGUAGAAACCGAGGUCUCUGCCGGUACACGUUCGUAUCAUCGACGGUCGCCUCCAUUGCCCCUGCCACGGUCCUAGUCCUGCUCGGAUAUUGGGUUUCUGGGUUCGACCGAGCCGCUCGAUCUUUGCUCCCCUACAAAAAGCUCCGAAAGGCAUCGAGUCGGCAGACACUUCUUCUCAACAUCAGAGACACGGUCUUUUUCUGGUCGCCUACUCGACGAAAGACGGAUCAGGUCUUGUUCACUUUAGUCACGUCGGCUGUCAUCCUGCUGGUAGUUCCGGUUGUGAAGCUGAUCGCAGCAGGAUUGUAUGGUGCACAGCCGUCUUUGAGCGAGGACAUCGUGGCAUUUCAGGCCGAUACCAGCCUGCCAGACACUCUUGCCUCGAUCUGGAACGUAUCCGACUUUGACAGCAUCGUGAAGAGGGCCUCAGAAUUUACAGAGUGGACCACAAUCCCGGGCUUCAAUGUGCCCCAGCAACCUGGGAUAAUCAACAAUCUUGUCCUUAGCAACAUUACUAGUGUUGUGUUAUCUUCAACAACGACCAAUCAAACAGACAGCGAACUGAGCGUGCGGGUCCUGGCGGUUGCUGUCGAUAUCAAAUGUACGCCGCUACCGAGUUCGGACUUCAACCUAUCGGCAGAGUACUAUUCAACUUUAAAUCAAGAAUACUAUUCAAGUUCGGCGAGUUGGACAUUUACCUGGUAUUGCAAGUCUGCGACUUGUUCGACCUUGCUCAACCAGACUGUGCAGGUCCAUCAGGCGAUAGUAUCAAAAGAGCAGGGUCUCAGCCCUCCGUACCGAUACCAAGGGUCAAGUUUUGUCCAAAACCCUUAUUAUGAUACGAAGCAAUCGAUGGGAAACUCAGACCUCCCUCCGACCGUAAACACUGCCUUCAACGUCAUCCUAGCAGACGUCUCAGCUCUGAUCAGACCAUAUGACUCUAUUCAGAAUGCCAGCUUGAUGGAACUAGGGGACAAUUCUACCUCCAAGACUAUGUGGGUUGGGAAUGACACGUUUUCAUUCCCCCCACCUACAGUCAGGGCACUCUCUUGCGCUCGUGAAUUGAGCCUUGUUCAAGUGAAUGCGACUUAUGCCAGGACUUCCAAGGUCGUGGUUGGAGAUGUCGAGAAAAUCCUGCCGUGGAGCCCAGUGUCCGUCGAUUUGAGCUCAGUAACGCACGAGCGUGCUUACCCGACAAUGCAACCAUACUGGUUCGCGCCAGUAACCCAACCCACCUCGCAAUAUACCCAAAGUGACGAUAUGGACGGAAAGCUCACCAGCGAUUCCUUGUGGCCCAAGAUUGGCAGCCCCACGAACUUCUGGGAACUCCUCGCCGCCUAUGCAGAGUUUAAAGGAGACAAUUUGACGAGCAUCUUGGACGCUAACAAGCUUGCAGCCGCAACAGAAGCUGUCCUCACGGCAUACUGUACGCAGAUCUUGACGCAAUUGCGCCCUCUGGCACUCGCAUCAGCAGCACCCGACUCCCAAGUUACUCAAUCGCUCGAAGGGAUUUUGAGUCAGCUCGAACCGCGCCUCGUGCAAAGCCUCAACGCCACAAUCGCGCUUGAAAGCCUUUUCGCCCUGAUGCUCUGUUGUCUCGUCUGGCUUUUCAUCCAAUUCCCCAGCGAGUCCAUCCUACCCAAGCCACCUGAUUCGAUUGCCGCCCGAUUUUCGUUGCUGGCAAAUAGCUCCGUCGUUCAAAGGCUGCGCGACGCUGGUGGUGCUGACCUGGAGGCCAUGGGAAUAUGGCAGCAAAAGGCCGCCCUAGGUUGGUGGUUACAUCCAAGCAAGAGCAAGACUGCAGGACCAGAUGGUGCACCUCAUGAUGAGUCUGUGCAAUGGCGCUGGGGAAUCGACGUUGGUUCCGAGGUGAUCUUGCGAAGCUGGAACAGCCCACCAACUGCGGCAGAGACUGCAGAGCUGCUCAAAUUUCGUUCCGAGCCAGGUGUGCCCUAUAUUCCACCCACCGUUGGGGACUCCUGUCCUUCGCUGGUUGGUGAUGGUUCUCGGUUCGACGCACGAGCUGAGGAGCCGGAACUAGAGUCACUGAUGGACCGGGACCAGAAAUAUCUCCUUGACGAGCAUGAUGUCGUCAGACCGACAAUGCGGUCGCCAGGACUAGGACGAGCUCCUGCUAUAUAA
Messenger RNA from Cladophialophora yegresii CBS 114405, 2886 nucleotides. RefSeq lists its product as uncharacterized. The record is from RefSeq and is a predicted model, not a curated record. Bases 1 to 2886 code for a protein of 961 amino acids. NCBI's taxonomy places the organism in Eukaryota, Fungi, Ascomycota, Eurotiomycetes, Chaetothyriales, Herpotrichiellaceae. The transcript has a single exon.